AAAUGGGCCGCGCACGAUGUGAAGGCUCGCUAGAAGAAGCAGGAGGAUGGCGAAACCAGGCUUGUCUGCGGCGGUGCUGCUGCUGCUCCUGCUGGGCUUCCUCUCACUGUCCUCCGUUCAUGCCGACACCUUGCUGUCAGCUCCGCUUAAUGUGACCAUCAGAGAGCUCGAGGUCAACUCUGCCGUGGUGACGUGGGAAAUCUUGGAGGGAGACCCCGUCAUCGGAUUCGCCAUCACCCAACAGAAGAAGGAUGUACGAAUGUUGAGGUUCAUCCAGGAGGUGAACACCACCACGCGCUCCUGUGCACUUUGGGACCUGGAUGAGGACACCGAGUACAUCGUCCACGUUCAGAGCAUUAGCAUGGGAGGAAGCAGCCCCCCCAGUCAGCCCGUGCUAUUCAGAACGCCUAAAGAGUCAGAGAAGAUGGCAUCCAAGAGUCCUGACGAGGUGAUGAUGGAGGAGGUCGGUCAGGCUGCCCAGCUGAGGGCCGGAGAACUCAUCAUCAUUGUAGUGGUGCUCAUCAUGUGGGCAGGGGUGAUCGCCCUGUUUUGUCGCCAGUAUGACAUCAUCAAAGACAACGAGCCCAACAACAACAAGGACAAAGCCAAGAACUCCUCAGAGUGCAGUACUCCUGAGCACCCACAGGGGGGGUUACUGCGCAGCAACGUCUAAGACCAGCCCUGCACCGCCUUCUGCAAUAACCAACUCCUCAAACCUCAGGACAGACCCUGAGACCAACAGAAAGCCAUGCUCAGAAAAUGAACUGAAGAACAGAUAAAUCAUUACAGACACUCUUCUUGACACAAUGGAGAACUCUACAAAUACAAGACACAAACCUGAACUUGUGAAAUCAAAGCCUGCAAAGUGUCAAACAGGAAGCAGCAGAGGAUAAAACUGCAUUCACUUUUGUUGUGACCAAAAACUGGACUGUAGCCAACUUGCAGCCAAUACAGACACAAAGACAUGAAAUGGCUGUCGAUCGAUUUCUUCUUGACGAGAACUGCUUGAUUCAUACGUUAUGGUUACUGCUCAUCAGCGGCAUCGAAUCCCGGGAGAGGAUCAUCAAACACGAAUGUCAACUUCAGGUUUGUGUAAAUGUUCGGAGCUGGCAGAAGGGAAGGCUGCCACACAAGGAUCGCUGGUCCAAGUACCAGCCAGCACACAGCAACACAAGUUAAGCUCUGUUUUAAACUAAAGACUUUCUCUUUUUCUAUCUGUCCAUCUGCCAUUACCUCCUUUCUGUCUUUAUUACAGCCCUCUGUGUAGCAGCUCAUCUCUCUCCCUGUCUUUCUGUGUCAGUGUCUCUCUAAUAAGCACAUUGCUGUUUGGUGCUCCUCCUGUUGUGAUUGCCUGAGCCCUUACAAUCCCAGUCUCGAUUACAAUAUGAUUUUAUUGUUGGGUCAGAAGUAUUGCACAUUGGGUUUUGUCUCCUGCAUUUCUCUCUCUCACUCACUCUUUCUUUGUCAUCAGUUAAAUGAUGAAAUCUGUUUUUCUCUCUCCUCUCUGAACUGCUACGCAAACUCCUUUGAAAGGUUAAUAUGAAAUCUGGCACAUUUUUUACAGCACCCCCCAUAUUUGAUUCCCAUGAGUUGGGUAACAGUGAUUAAUACGAUCACGAUUCAAGCAAAGUUUAAGGAUUAACCAGGCAAUCUCAUCCAAAUCGAGCGAAUGUAAAAAUUUGUUCUUUUAAAAUCCAGAGGUUAAAAUCAAUCAAUAUUUUUGGAAGAAUGGUGUAGCUGAGAAGUAGCAGAUUUAGGUUCAUAUUGAGGUUUAGUCUUCAGCGCUGCAUAUUCAGCACCAUAUGCUGUCUGUGGUCUGCAGCAGGAUGUGCAGGGAAUAAGGAUGGUGAUAGGCAGGGCACCAUUCCUAAUGAAAUGUAUACAGUGGGCAAAGUUUGGCUGAGUUUCUAGGCUGGUUUGGCUUUAGACCAGCGGGGAUGCCAGGAAGUAGAAGCCCAGAAAUGAUGAAGUCAGCUCUGUGGCUGAAACCUGUUUUUACAUGCGGUCCCUCUUUGCAGCUAUCAUUAAGAUACGAAUAUGUGACAUGAUGCUAGAAUGGAAUGGAGGGAAAAUAACGCAUAAAAUCCAGAUGUAAACCACUAUGAAAGCUUACAUGAAGAUAUAGGAUACAGACAUUCUAAUGGAUGAGAUUCUUUUCUUUUCAGUCAAGUUUUCACUUUUCAAAUGUGGAACAAGCAAACCGUAAAUUUGCACCACUGAAACAUGUGCCCUGAAACAUACAGUAAAUAUUACCAAAGCUAACUAAAAUGUGAUCUAAUAUUCGUUAACCUCUUUGGAUGAGGGGUGAAGAGAUUCUUGAUGAGGCAGAUUGUCAUCUAUCUUUCCUGGCAUUGCCUUUAGGCUGGUAAAAGGCUGACACGGUUCCAGUCGUCUCGUAAGCACGGGGUUGCAGGAUUUACAUACUGCCUUGUUUUUUUUUUUGGGUGCUGUGUCACAGAUUAACGCUUUGCGAUCUCAAUAGUGAAAUGUUUUCACAGAAGACUUGGCUGGCAUCUACUUCCAGACAACCACAACUUCUUCUCUAGUCUCAUGGUUUCACUUUCUUGGGGUGUUUGUGAAGAUGCAAUUUACCCGCCUCCAACUCGACGUCUUCUGUUGAUUCCACUUCUGUGUGUCUCCUGAUCCACAAUGAAAUCUGACAGUCUGAAAAAGUACUCAAAUUCAAAUUUAUUCCAAGCCUCUAACAACCAAAAGAGGUCUUUCUAUAUUUCAGGUGUGUUAUCAGUUGCCCUUUAGGCUUGUGUAAUAUUAGUCAAGCUGCCCAUGUGAGACAUUAUAUAUAAGAGUGACUAACUGAUUAUAUAAAUUGUUUCUUUCAAAAAAUCCAUGACAAAACAAAAGUCAGCGAUUGAAUUAAUCUUACUAACAAAUGUUGUUUGCGUAGCCGAAGCCUGUGAUAUGCAUCUUAUUCCUCUGUGCAGCAGAGCUUCAUUGUUAUUUAAAAGCUGUUAUUAAUACUUCAUUGAGCCACAUUGUCGCGCUGGGUGACAUAUUCUUACAUUACAGCCAACAUGGGCACUAUCAUUUCUACCGAGUCACUUCCUCAGGAUACCGAUGCUGUAUAAACUCAUCAAAUGUGUAUUAAUCCGCAGCUGAAAAUAGUCCCCAUCAAAUCUGUUAAAAACUACACUACCCAGCUGUUUUAGGAAAUUACACACCAUUUUUAAAAAAAGGAGAUAUGUGGGUGCCAUUUUUUAAAGGUUUGUGUCAUCAGCAGGAACAGAUGGACAGCAAAUGAGCGCUUCUGGGUGACUAGGAAACAGAUUGUUGGUUUUAGUCUUUUCUUGGGAUUUGUUAACAAAAAGAAGCUGUAGAAUAAUGAGCCUAAUUCCCAAACAAAGAAACAAAUGGAUAGAUUAUUUAAAAUGAGGAAAAUCACCCUACUGUGCAUAUGCUUCCCACUUAUUCAGUUACAACUUCAUCGAGGGUUUAUGUGAGGGGGUGAACGACCAUAUCGGCAUCAUCCAACUAAAGAUAACGCUUCAUGUUUUUUCCUUCUUUGGGGCUUCCUGUUCAAUUACGUUGAGAUAUCCACAUAGUUGCAAAUAUAUAGUACCCCAACUGAUACUGACGCUCAUCAGUUGAGUUCACUCAAGGAGUCUGACAGAAAAAUGCUGCGAAGCUGAACUCAGCAGAGUUUCACCCUUAUUAGAGAUAAUGAGUGAAUGUCUGAAUGGCUCUGUGGUUGAGAUGACUGUUAAUCGGCUGCACAUACACACUCCUGCUGAAUCUAAACACAGCCCUGCGCAUUUAAACUGCCCUGUGCUGAGAGAGACGGCCAUUACGCUCCCAUCUCAAUCAUCAGUUCUGUGAAUACGCCUCACCCUCACCCUCACCCUGCCAUCCAUUUUUCCCCCUCUCCUUCCUUUAUCAGCUGUCCUAUUUGCUCCUCUGUCUCCAGCCACCCUCAUCCACCUUCAUUCUCCCAUUUAUGACUUCAACCUCAGUUUCUAUCCCUCUGUCGCAAUGCUCUCUUCCUCAUAUAUCACUCCAACCUUCCUCGUUUCUCCCCUUCACCGGUCUUGUCCUCACUUCUCUUCCUUCCCCAGCUUCCCUAUCCCCUGAUUCUCAUUACAUCCACUCGCAGACUCCCGUUAGCCGUCUUCUCCCUCUCUGCAUCAGCUCUCUUAUUCGGCCCCGGCCCACUGCCUAUCCCUCGCUCGUCUACUCAUUUAUCACCUUUUCGUCUCAGACUGCUGGGAUGGACAUUUUACCUGGUAAACAAGUAGGGGAAAAAUAGACGAGAGGGAGGAGGUGGAAGAGAGAAUCAAUGAAAGAGGAUAGGGAGAGAUAAGAUGGGUCAGGAAAAAGCAGCACCUUUUACACCAUUAAUGUGACAUAUAGUGUUGAAGUGGAGUCAGUCGGCAAUACUUAGUAUUUUUAAAUCUUGCCAGCUUUUGCAAGCCUAAAAAAACAAGUGCAAGAGUAUAAGGAACAAACUAAAGCGUGUUUAUCUGCUCUAAUGUAAGUGUCAGAUGUUGACAUAUCUGACUCUAAGCUUGUUCCAGACCAGCACAUCAACUGUGUUGUCUUUUCCCACUGAGGGGAUAGCAUCAGAGUUUAGGCUUUUGUUCGGAGCUCUGUUCUUCACUUUAUUGGAUUUGGGGAAGCAACACAAGCUAAUAGAAGCUGGUGCAGUGGGAUAGUGCCAAACACAUCAGUUAGUUCUUAUCCUAAAAGCCUUUUUGUCCUGUGAAAACAUGAACAAGUAUGCAAGCUACACAGCCAAACAAAGUUAGGUUUAAAAGGGGAAACAGUACAGUCUUCCAUCUUGCUUAUUAAUACGAAUAUAACUGGACUAACAAGCUUUAGACUUCAACACUAGAACAGUGUUUCUUUAUCUAAUGUCCUCUACCUGGAUCAUGAACUUUUUGUUAAAAACUUUCAGGAUAAACCUACAACAUGAUAUCAUGUAUGCACUCAUCACCUGCAUGUAGUAUUAAAGACAGAGUUUAACAGCACAUGGAGCUGAGCUUGGUUUAAUUAACUUCACAGCUUAAGCUGAUAUAAUCUGACAGCAACAGAUAUCAGUUUAUCAAUCACAGUCAACAGACCCCAGCUGGAAAUAGAGAUAAUUUUAAGAAUUUAAAAUGAUGAUCUCUCACACUUUUAUUGCAGUCUGCAUAAGGAUAGUGCAAAAAAAAUGUGAACACUUUAGGUUUAGCAAAUUAGCAAGUUAAAUUGCUUAAUAUUGAAAAUGGAAAAAAAAAAAUCACCAAAAAUAGCCUCACUCCCCCCCUUGUGUUUUAAUUUCUCAUCAUGUGACAUACAGGUGUACUACAGGUCGCAGGCUUUAAACAGUGCUUUUACUUAUUCUUUAAUGUAGGAUGAAGGGAAAAAAUCUCCAGAUUCAUUCACAUGGCAGUCUCUCAAAAGACAAACGGAUGCAAAACGUGCACAAAGGAGAGGCUUAAAGAACAACUGUAUAAUGAAGUGUCUCUAAUGUUGUUUUGUCUAAUAGCUCAAGCUGAGCGUAGAAAGAAAUUAUCUGAGGCGGAGAAUACCAAAUAAAGUGUUUUCCAAAGCAGACAGAGACAGAAACAGCAGACCUGUAAUUCCUCUGAAGCAAAUGAUACUUGAGGCGGUGACAGAAGUGGGGCACCAUGACCAGCACCAGCAGAAUUAAAGAGCAAGAAUGUCCGACAAAGUAGACGGCGUGAAAGCGAAUGUCAGACUUUUCCCAAAGGGAGCGUAGCUGGUGGCGACUGAGGGAGCCUGUUAGAAGCUGGAGUUAGACUGAUUGUUGCUGCUCCGUCUGCACAGGUGGACCAGCUGAAAGCCGGGAAAGGAUCUAGUCAGCAGGUUGGGAAGUAUUUUUAAAUCGCUCUUAUUCUCUGGCUUGUUUUUAGUCCUCUAUUGUGAAGAAGAGAACAGGCCAAGGAACAGACUCUUAUUGUGCAGAUGUAGUCAUGAAAACUCUAAAUUAACAUACAGGUCUACAUUUGCAUCUACGCCUUUGUCUUGAUUAUUUAUAGCACUCAUUUAAAGUCGGCCGCUUUUGUUUUCAAGUUCUCCCUGAAAGUCCACACUUUGGUAGAUGUGCUUUGCCAUCAAAACCAGUCUGAUGUGAGGGAGGCUAGCAGUCUGCCUUUGCUUCUGAAGUGUGAAUCACCACAUGCAUCCCUGAUUUGGAUUAACAGUCGAUCAAUUAGAUCUCUAUCGGUGGGAUUAGCACAGAGGACAUCACCUGCUUAGCCAGCAAGCUAGACCUGGGAAAAAUGGCAACAGAAAAACAGCAACAGAAAACAGGCCUGAGACUGACACAAUUUCACAAGCUGUUGCAAGUCAACCUGCAGAAAUAACUUCUAAAUUGGUGUAUUUUUCCAAAGCUGGUGCAACAUGUCAGGCUGACUGCUCCUAGCUACUGCUACAGUGGCUUCCACUUGAAUUGAAUGUGACACUGCCGGACAGAUGCACUACUCAGUACUGAUUGGUUUGGACAAUAAAAGACAAUAUGUUCUGCAUAAUAUCACUAGAACCAAAUCUCUGAAUCUGCUUUUUCAGUUCGAUGAUCACACCAACGCUAACCAUUUGAGCAACUCAUUUGUUUUGAAGAUGAUCUUUUCAUUAUUGGGAGUUUUAUUUCAGUUGGACUUUGCCUGUUGACUUAAAUUACUGCUAUCUUAAUUAGCAGCUGAAUCCUUUCAAGUCUUUGGAAAUCAAAAUAGCUGUACUUUCUUUUGUGACCGAUCAAAGGAAGCAAAAAUGUUGUUCUUGCCACACACACGACAACUGAACUUUAUAGUUAAACUGGCUGCUUGGAGGCAGACAUCAUGGGCAUCACUGAGCGUUAAUCUUAAGUAGAGGUUGAUGAAAGUACAGAUGUGCUUAGUGACUGUGAUACUACUGAGCCUGAAGUAGUAAUUUUCCUGUACUGGUGGAAUCUAAGCAUACACACGCACACACUUAAACACUCAGUCAUCCAACCAAGUCCAUUCUCCGACUGGCUGCAGUCCAAACUGACACAUUGAGGGAAGCAGCAGAAGGCAGGUCUGGCCCAGAUAGCUCAGUCUCUGUCUAUCUGAGGCUGCAGGAGGCGACUGAACAGCUGCUCAAGGUGAACAUCCAAUGAGGCAUGUGCAAAUACGGAGUCUGAGACUAGGAGAGAGACCUAAAGACAGACAGAGGAGGAGAGAGAGAGACACACACACACACACACACACACACACACACACACACACACACACACACACACACACACACACACACACACACACACACACACACACACACACACACACACACACACACGGGGGGAAGAUGAGUCAGAGAAUCAGAGGGAAUCAAAUUGUGAGUGACAGACACACAGGGGCAGAGAGUAUCAUUGCAUCCGGUGGGGUUUGCAGUGGUAAAGCUACACAUUCAUUCCAGUCAUGAUGAGGUGUUUGAAAGUUAACAGGGAGGUCUGUUGGCCGUGGCAUGAAGUGAAUCUGGAUAUUUACAAAAUGCAUUCCAGUAAAAGAAGGACGAAAGGUUGCAUCAUGGAGGAUCUGGACAAAUAAUUUCUUAUCAGUCAUCCAUCAUUUCUCCACAUAGAGAGUUUGGUAGCGAAUAAUAUUAUGCAGCCGGAGACUUUUAUUAGGUGCUUGCUCCCUCUUACGGCAUCUCCAAAGUAAGAUGUUUAUAUGAAUGUUUUAAGCCCUCAGUACUGAUACAACUGUGUGAUUUAAGUCUGAUUAACAUGAGAAAUGUCCCAGUAGUGCAAUUAGUCCCGAUACAACACCACAAGCUUCUCAGUAACCCCAGCCUUAAACUAAACUCCUGCUCGUCAUGUUCCAGUGGAAGCCUGUGAUACGGCUGAAAUGGUCCCGUUCCCAACUGGUCUGCCUGUACUGUAGAGGACUGGGUGAGGGAGAACCUUGAGUAUCAACCUAGGGCCCUACAUAGAGUAGUAAAGAACAGGGCCGUUUACUUAUGGUAUAUAUUUGUACUUUAUGUCAAAGCAAAUAACCAAGAAGCAUGGAUUUACAGCAGAAUAAUGGAGUCAGUGUUUUAUGUACGAUCACGACGUCUGUGUUGAACCAUUUUGAUGUUCAUGGGAUAAAACCUGUUCAUGAGGGCUAGCAUGACUCUGCUAUUGUUCACAUCAUGGUGUAUACACUACUAGUUGAAAGUUUGAACACACCUUCUCAUUCAACGGUUUUUUAUUUGAUUAUUUUCUACAUUGCAAAUGAAUACUGAAGACAUCAAAACCGUAAAAGAAUACAUACAGAGUUAUAUUGUAAACAAAAAAAGUGUGAAUCUUGAGUAUUAAUCUCCACUGCAGAAAAUAAUACAAAUGAAUAAACAUUGAAUGAGAAGUGUCCAAACUUUUGGCUGGCAGUGCAUAUAUACUAUUUCUAUGAAAAUAUAAAUGUCUAAUUAUGUAUUAACACACAAAAGAAAUAAAAUAUUUUCAAUGCA
Molecule: messenger RNA, 8424 nt
Organism: Acanthochromis polyacanthus (spiny chromis)
Lineage: Eukaryota; Metazoa; Chordata; Actinopteri; Pomacentridae
Gene: fndc5b
Product: fibronectin type III domain containing 5b
Exons: 6
Coding region: 47-673 (208 amino acids)
Molecular function (GO): protein binding
Source: RefSeq, a predicted model, not a curated record